Brenthis ino (lesser marbled fritillary) is the source of this 2430-nucleotide messenger RNA. Lineage: Eukaryota; Metazoa; Arthropoda; Insecta; Lepidoptera; Nymphalidae. The record is from the annotation of a GenBank genome assembly.
AUGGAGUUAAUAUAUUCAGUGAGACGAAAACCUUUAAAAUGUGAACCGCCACAUUUUGAUGGCACAACUGAUCCAGAAAUAGUGAGACCUAUUUGCACUAUAUCGACAUGUAAUAUUAUUGCUUUCUCUUCACUUACGGAGCUCACAGAUUGUGAUGGUGACACAUGGGGUGGGCAUGUGUAUGUAUGUGACUUAGAUACACCAUGGGAUAGCCAUAAAGUUACAAGCACUAUACACCCUGUAUCAGCAUUAGAAUGGGAUGGAGAAGGCAAGCAGUUAUUAGUGGCAACUACUGUCGGAGAUGUAUCAAUAUUUGGGCAAAAAGAUUUUCUAUUGAAUGAAUGGACUUGCUUAUAUACUGCAAACUUUCCAGGUGAACAUAUAAUAACUGCUUCAUUUUUCCACAAUGGAAGGCGAGUAGUGGCAUUAGAGAAAAAACCAGAUGUACCCAUAUGUGAAAGAAUACAGCAGUUAAGGCCUUCACCCACUCUGAAAGGGUUUGGUGGAGUAGCAUGUACGGGCGCCUGUGUGGUCUCCGGCACGGGCCUGGUGGGUGCAAUCACACCUGGUGAAGGCACACGGGCUUUAGUCUCAACUGACUGUUUGCGAGCAACGAGGGAUUAUGUAUCAGCUGCUAGUAUAGCCCAUAAGAACGGUGGCCUGCUAAUAGCAGCAGCGUGGCGUCGAGCCGGCCGCCGUGGGGUGCGGUGCUGCCGCGGCACGCUCACCCGCAGUGGGGCUGCCAGGGCUGCGCCCGCCACUCUCGCCCUGCAACCCCUGCCCACUGUGUAUCUGGUCGAUGAUGACGUCACACCAUUGUCGAUAUCCUGGUGGCUUCGAGACGACACAGACUGUUUGUUAAUCGCUGGCAACAAUCUCACACUGUGGAAACUUACAGAACGAUCAUAUCCUGUACAUAAGUUGCUGUCUAAAGGUCCAGUUCAAGGUAGUACAACUCCAGGUGGCGGCCCGAAAGUAACGGACUGUUUUAAUACUAUGGCAUGGCAACAGACAGCAGUAUGGCAGAUCGAGGGUGGCGAGUCCGCCACGCACGUGGCCUCGGCCAAGUCAUCGUUCGGCGCCCACGCGGUUCUCGCCACGCCGCGUGCGCUACACCUGCUCGCAAGGGACACACAUCAUUAUCUCGUGUGUAGGCCGAUAGUGACGAGUGGUGCGAUCACGCCAGAAGUUACGGCGGGCGCGGGGACUCCCCCCAAGAAGCCGAAAUAUGGACCUGGAGUUAUUCCUAGCAACGCGUGUCAGUCGCCGGCGCCGGUGUGCUGCGUGUCGGUGUCAACGUUGGGCGGCGUGGCCGUCGCGUUGGAUGCGCGUGCGCAGCUGCACGUGUGCAAGUUGCACAUGCCGCCGCCCGCGCCCGACAUGCCAACCCCACUGUCAGUGCAACAUGUUACGUCGCUUCUGGAAUAUUCCAUGGUGUCCGGCUACGAUUGUUUAGAUGUUCUUAUGACAUUAAAGACCAAUAUUAUUGAAGCGGUAUAUGAAAGAUUGACGGAGAACUUUCAAAGGCAGCCGCAAUCAUUUCAACAGUAUUAUUACCAUAGUUGGUUGAAACUAAGGAUUGCAUUGUGCAGUCUAUCAGCGUCAUGGCAAUGCAGUAGCGCGGCGCUGGCGGCGCUGCAGCUGUGCGGCGCGGCGUGGGCGGCCUGCGCGUGCGCACUGCGCGACGACAAGCCCGACGCGCUCGCCGCGCUGCACUCGCUCGUAGAGGACCACGUAGAUAGCGAUAAGAACCUUCUGUCGCUGGAGGCGAAGCUGGAUACAUCGACCGAGACGCACGCAGCGCUGCAGCCUCUACAAGCGCUGCGCCGGCCGCUGCAGCGAGCGCUGCACACAGCGCUUACAGCGCUGGCAGCGCUACAGCCUACCGCCCACCAGGGCCAGCACCACGGAUACGAACUCUGGUCGGACCCCGCAGCAGUGACGGUAUUAAGGAAGCUGGUGGUCGUGUCGAGAGCGUGCGGUCGCGGGGGCGAAACCCUGAGCCGACCGUUAGCGAGGCUCGCUACUUCGCCACACAAACCGGAUUUAUUGGAGGAGUGUGCAUCACUUUGCGCGAUGGCGACUGCGCGUGUGUGGGACUCUUUGCCGCGGUGUUGUGUGGCGGCGCCUCAUGGCCGGCCAUGGCCUUUGUAUUUUGAAUAUGGCGUUGAACCUGAGUCAUUGCGGUACGUCCCCGAGCCCCCGGCGUAUGCACAGUCUGACAUAACGCCGUCGUUAGACAUGGACUCCAUAAGAUACAUGUACUUGGGUGGGGGACGGCGUGCGGCGCGUUGGAGGCAGUGCGGGCGCUGUGGUGCUCGCGCUCUGCCCGCGGCUAGGCCUUCGCGCCACCCGCUGCAGCGAGCGUAUGACGGCAGAUUCGUUGCCGCUUGCAGGUGUGGUGGAAAAUGGACGCUAGUUUCUAAUGUA